Molecule: messenger RNA, 1553 nt
Organism: Linepithema humile (Argentine ant)
Lineage: Eukaryota; Metazoa; Arthropoda; Insecta; Hymenoptera; Formicidae
Molecular function (GO): protein binding
Source: RefSeq, a predicted model, not a curated record
AUACUUCAUUAAACUAUCUGUGCAAUGGCUACAAUAAUGUAUUUGUCUCAUGAGGUGAUUAGUAUCAUCUUAUGUCAAGAGAGCAUCAGCAUUAAAGAUAUUGUGAGUUUCGCUCUCACAUGCAAGAGGUUUAACAACAUAAUCAAUGACAAUAUGCUUUGGCGAAAGAAAUUUUAUCAGAGAUGGCCUUAUUUAAGAGAUGAAUAUGAUGAACUACUGUGCAAAGAAAAUACAAAUUUUCUUGAACAAGUGAAAGCAGGUCUAAUAAAAUCUAAGAAAGAAAUAUGGUAUGACUUGUUGCGGCUCUCUAAAGAUCCCUAUAAAAUUGGUGUUUUAUGUCAUGAUAAUAAUAAUGAUGAUGAUGAUGAUGAUGAUGAUGAUAAUGAUGAUGAUGAUGAUGAUGAUGAUGAUGAUGACGACGACCUAAACCCUUUGCAUUCACUGUUUGAUCCAGAUAAACACGAAUAUUUAAAGCAUUUUUAUUUCUUUCAAAAUGAGUUGAUAAGGUUGCUUGCACAAUCUUCAAUGGAAUUCGAUAUGACACAAAGAUAUUAUUUAAAGGUGCUUCUUUUAUACCACCACCAUAAACUUUUAAGCAUCAAGUGGAACAAAUUCGUGAAUUAUCCGAAGCAACAACAAAUUUUAGAAGAAGCAGCCACUAUAUUAGCACAAUGCUAUCAACCCCAAAAGUAUGUGUCUUACAUGUAUGUGAGAACGUCAUUGGAUAACAUUGCACAGCAAGUAUUGGAAGACCUUAAAACCGAAUAUCCUGCACAUUCAAUAUUCUCAAUAUCAGCCGAGCAGUUUUCCUUUUGGAAAUACAAUAAUAUCGAUGACAAUCAUUGGAAUGGGAUAGAAGCAAGACAGAUUUUAGAGAGUCUAUCUAACGUUUUAGCUUAUAAAUUAAUUUUUAAUGGAUAUAAGAUAUCUAAUAAGGAAUGGUGUGAGAGCAGUUUUAUUCGAGAACAGUUUUUUAUAGAUUCCGCUUUAAAAAAUAAUUAUGGUACUGGACUACCUGUAGCAAUAACAUUUCACAGUGUGGCGAGAAGACUUGGUGUGCGCUGCGAUUUAGUACCUUCUUUUAACGGUUACUACUUAACCUGGAGAUCGAAUUAUCAUAUCACAAAUCGUACAGAUAAAGAAUAUUCUUUUAUUGACGUCACGCGAAGUUACUCCAGGUGGACUUCUAUGAUUAUUUGUUUUGCAAGCUCAGGAUUCCCGGUCUUAAGUUAUAUGACGUGGAGUAAACUGUUUGAGUUGGAAAAGCGAUGUCUCGACGAGAUGAUGACACAAAUAAGUAAUGAUUUUAAUGUAUCCGUGAGUACGGAUACUGGAGCAGUAACAAUCGAAAGUACAGGAAUGGAAAUCACGAAUAAAAGUAAAAUUAUAAUGAAACAGUCGUUUCAUGAAUUAAGGGACCUAACAAAUAAGAUACGAAGGCGAUUAAUGAUCUAGAUCGCAUAUAUGUACGAUAUCAGACAAAUUUAUUUACUUUUGUAGUGAUAAAUAUGUGUAAAUGUGCGUAUAACACACACACACACGCGUAAAUUUAU